Armigeres subalbatus is the source of this 1188-nucleotide messenger RNA. It is a transcript of the gene Ssk, whose product is annotated as protein snakeskin. The transcript is spliced from 4 exons. Gene Ontology annotation, cellular component: plasma membrane. NCBI's taxonomy places the organism in Eukaryota, Metazoa, Arthropoda, Insecta, Diptera, Culicidae. The coding region runs from base 239 to 724 and encodes 161 amino acids. Gene Ontology annotation, biological process: septate junction assembly. The record is from RefSeq and is a predicted model, not a curated record.
GCCAUAUUGCUGCAACAGCGCGCCGAGCAAGUGUGGAAAGAUAAGCCCAACCUGUUCGGAAUUCCUGGCGAAGUCACUCGUUCGCUCAGAAUCGAUUUAAUUGUCCAUCAAGCCGCACUUACGUCCCAGUGAAACUCAUCAAGGAAAAGGUGUGAAAUAGAAACGGCCAAACCUCUUUCGUGUACGCUCUAGUUGGACAAAAGUUUAGUAUCGAAGGCAGAUUCCACUACCAAAUAAAAUGGUGUCCGCAGAAACGAUUGGAUCGAUAUUCAUCAAAGUGUUCAAAUUGGCACUGAACCUGGUGGUUCUCAUCAUCUACCGGACCGGUUACGGUGGCGACUUCCUCGGCGUUGGCGGCACGUGGAACCUGAACGAGGAGAAAAGUCCAGACGCGGAAAUUGUGGCCUCCGGUGUGUUUGUCGGUUACUUCAUCUACACCUCGGUGCAGCUGAUUACGUUCUGCUUCGGUACGACCAAGCUGAAGCGCGAGCUCUCCGACACGAUAAUGAACGUGGUCGGUACGUUCAUGUGGGUCGCCGUUGGAGGCACGGCCCUGCACUACUGGCACGGCUAUAUGGCGGAGCAUGACUUCCAGCACGUCACAUCGGAACGAACGGCCGGACUUGCCCUGGGAUCGCUUUGCGUUGUGACCGGUGCCCUGUACCUGGCCGAUUCGGUUCUGGCCUUCAUCCACUACGCCAAACACGAGAACAGCAAGUACUAAUUGAGCGAGUGGCACCGCAGCUUCACACAGCAACAGCAGCGGAAGACAGGUGUGUGGUAGAACAUAAGCAUGAAAUAUUGUAUCCGGUUAUCAAGAUUUUACCCAAAAAAUUGCGGUUAACCCCCCCGUGUAGGAUGAAUAAGUGUAAGUAAGGUCCAAUGAAGAGGAAAAACUGUCAUUAUUUAUGUACCGUAAGCGAGUCUAGAUAGGAAAGGCCGAACUUGUGCCAACUUUAUGCUUAUUGCUUGGUGUAAAGUACAAUUUUCUUGACAAAUGGCCAUUAGUGACAUUUUAAGUAUACAUAUAGAAAGAUAGUAGUAAGGUUGACCCGUAAAAUGCAAUCUUCCGAAACAUAAAUGACAAAAAGCAAUAGAACCGGAUAGUUGGAAGUGAAAUUGAAAAAUAUCAUCAAUGUAUCUGCGAAACCAAAUCUGAAUAUCAAUAUCAAUAAAGCUUCUUUCAUA